Molecule: messenger RNA, 2684 nt
Organism: Tripterygium wilfordii
Lineage: Eukaryota; Viridiplantae; Streptophyta; Magnoliopsida; Celastrales; Celastraceae
Product: BEL1-like homeodomain protein 1
Exons: 7
Coding region: 327-2372 (681 amino acids)
Biological process (GO): regulation of transcription by RNA polymerase II
Molecular function (GO): RNA polymerase II cis-regulatory region sequence-specific DNA binding; DNA-binding transcription factor activity, RNA polymerase II-specific
Source: RefSeq, a predicted model, not a curated record
UGCUCUUUUCAGUGGUAACACUAGCUAAGAGAGAUUGUUGCAGAGAGAUUUCCUUUCUUUCUCUUAUAAAAGUCAUAAACCCCAUAGAUAGAUAUAUCUAGAUCAUGCAUAGACAGGUCUGUUUGGUACUUGUGUCUUCAUCUAUCUUACCCUUAACUUGCAGAUGAUGUUCAUGAAGCACGUGCACCAUCAGAUUUGCCAUCACAACAGGAUUUCUUUGAGAAGACCAGCUAUUACUGUGAACACUUGUUUAAUGGGUUGAUCGCUCGCUUGCUCAUAAGCGCAAGAAAAUUUCGUUGAAAUUGAAAUUAAGCAUAGAGAGAGAGAUGGCGACGUACUUUCAUGGGAAUUCCGAAAUUCUAGGCGGAGAUGGACUUCAAACCCUUGUCCUCAUGAACCCUUCUUACGUCCAAUACCACCACGACGCUCCUCCUCCUCAACCACCGCCGCAGCAGCAGCAGCAGCCACCGCACUCCAAUCUCGUCUUCCUCAACUCCGCCGCCAACAACCUCUCUUCGCCGCCGCCUCAGCUCUCCCACUUGCCUCCUCACCAACAAUUCGUCGGCAUCCCCUUACCUAACUCCACCUCCUCAACCGCACCUUCUCAGAACCCUAACGAUAUUUCCGCUUUACACGGACUGAUACCGCGUCUGCACUACAACCUCUUCAACAGUAUCGACCACCACGCUCCCACCCCGCGUGACACUCCACGCGCCCAACAGGGAUUGUCCUUAACUCUCUCUUCUCAACAGCAGCCGGGUUAUGGGUCCCAGCAGGCAGAGGCAGCGUCGGGCGGGUCGGCGUCAUCUGGAUCGGGGGUGACAAACGGGGUAUCUGGUCUUCAGGGUGUGUUGUUGAGCUCCAAGUACUUGAAGGCCGCACAGGAGUUGCUCGAUGAAGUGGUUAAUGUCAACGGUAAUGGAACUAAGAGCGAAUUGUUGCCGAGGAAAAGUAAUGGGUCUGGUAGUGGUACUACUAAGGUGGCCGGAGAAUCUUCCGCUGCUGGGAGUGGAGACGGGUCGGGUGGUGGGGAAGCGGGUGAGAAAAACAGGGCGGAGCUUACCACGGCCGAGAGGCAAGAAUUUCAGAUGAAGAAAGCAAAGCUUGUGAACAUGCUUGAUGAGGUGGAGCAGAGGUACAGGCAGUACCAUCACCAGAUGCAGAUAGUGAUAUCUUCAUUUGAGCACGCAACAGGGAUUGGGUCUGCAAAGACAUACACAGCUCUUGCACUGCAAACAAUCUCCAAGCAAUUCCGGUGCCUGAAAGAUGCAAUUACAAGCCAAAUUCGAGCGGCUAACAAGAGCUUGGGAGAAGAAGAUAGCUCUACAGGAAAGAUUGAGGGUUCGAGGCUUAAAUUCGUUGAUCACCACCUUCGACGACAACGUGCACUUCAGCACUUGGGAAUGAUUCAGCACAAUGCUUGGAGACCCCAAAGAGGAUUGCCUGAAAGAUCCGUCUCUGUUCUUCGCGCUUGGCUGUUCGAGCACUUUCUCCACCCCUACCCAAAGGAUUCAGACAAGCACAUGCUCGCUAAACAAACUGGGCUCACUCGGAGUCAGGUGUCCAAUUGGUUCAUAAAUGCUCGAGUUCGUCUUUGGAAGCCAAUGGUGGAAGAAAUGUACUUGGAGGAAAUCAAGGAACAUGAACAGAAUGGCGGUUCAGACGAUAAAACAAGCAAGAGCGAACGCAACGAAGAUUCAGCAUCCAAGUCCACUGUUCAGCAAGCGAAGUGUUCAGCCACAGUAAACCAAACGAUAAGUCUCAAAUCCAAGGACAAUUCUACAAACCAGAAUGCUCCUGCAAUUUCAAUGUCCGCGGCUUUAUCGUCUCCUGUGGGAGGAAAUGUUCGGAACCAGUCUGGAUUCUCCUUCAUUGGGUUAACGGAGUUGGAUGAUGUCACACAAGGAAGUCCAAAGAAACCCAGAACCAAUGAAAUGAUCCAAUCCCCAACUGGUGUUCCAGGUGAGGUAAACAAUGAACAUGUCUCAAUGAAAUUUGGCAAUGAGAGGCAGGGCAGAGAUGGUUACCUCUUCAUGGGUGGCCAAAACAACUUCAUUGGAGAAUUCGGGCAAUACUCGAUCGGGGAGAUUGGAAGGUUCGAUUCAGAGCAAUUCACGCCAAGAUUUUCAGGCAAUGGGGUUUCUCUAACACUUGGCCUUCCUCACUGUGAAAACCUCUCUCUAUCUGCAGCCCACCAACCUUUCCUCCCUAACCAGAACAAUCAGCUGGGAAGAGUCGUCGACAUGGGGGAACCCAAUGAAUUUGGAGCCAUUAACAGUACCACGCCUCACUCCUCGGCCGCAUAUGAGGACAUGGAAAUGCAGAACAGAAAGAGGUUUGUAGCACAAUUGUUGCCAGACUUUGUGGCCUAAUAACCAAGUAUGACAAUGAAUAAGUCAAGGAGGUAUCCGUUGCUUCCUGCAACUCGCUCUCACUAUGCUCUCUGUACUAAAUGGAGCAAGCAAAACGCAUGCAGUGUAAAGAAAGAAUUACAUAGUAUAGGUUUAUAUACAUUGCAUAGAACCAUUUCAGAUUUUAGAUAGCAUAGGAUUUGAUAGCAUAUUAUUGAGGAUUGUAUAUUAUUUUUGUAAGUUUUCAGGGUGGGAUAGAUGGAUUGAUGUCAAAAGGAUUAGUAUUUGGAAUAUACCAAUGCCAAUAUAUAUUGAUUGUGGGUUAAUUAUGCA